Molecule: messenger RNA, 4458 nt
Organism: Antechinus flavipes (yellow-footed antechinus)
Lineage: Eukaryota; Metazoa; Chordata; Mammalia; Dasyuromorphia; Dasyuridae
Gene: CCND1
Product: cyclin D1
Exons: 5
Coding region: 96-974 (292 amino acids)
Biological process (GO): positive regulation of G1/S transition of mitotic cell cycle; regulation of cyclin-dependent protein serine/threonine kinase activity; mitotic cell cycle phase transition
Cellular component (GO): cyclin-dependent protein kinase holoenzyme complex; cytoplasm; nucleus
Molecular function (GO): cyclin-dependent protein serine/threonine kinase regulator activity
Source: RefSeq, a predicted model, not a curated record
GCGCCCCGCGAGGCGCCCAGCAGCAGCCGGCUCCCGCCGUCCAGCCAGCCGGCCGUCUGUCCGUCCGAGCCCCGGGAGCAGCCUGCCCGCCGGCCAUGGAGCACCAGCUGCUGUGCUGCGAGGUGGAGACCAUUCGCCGGGCGUACCUCGAUGCCAACCUCCUCAAUGACCGGGCGCUGCAGACCAUGCUCAAAGCCGAGGAGACGUGCUCGCCGUCCGUGUCGUACUUCAAGUGCGUGCAGAAGGACAUCCUCCCCUACAUGCGCAAGAUCGUGGCCACCUGGAUGCUCGAGGUGUGCGAGGAGCAGAAAUGCGAAGAGGAAGUUUUCCCCCUGGCUAUGAACUAUCUGGACCGGUUCCUGUCCCUGGAGCCGCUGAAGAAGAGCCGGCUGCAGCUGCUGGGGGCCACCUGCAUGUUCGUGGCGUCCAAGAUGAAGGAGACCAUCCCCCUGACGGCCGAGAAGCUGUGCAUCUACACCGACCACUCGGUGCGGCCCGAGGAGCUGCUGCACAUGGAGCUGCUCCUGGUGAACAAGCUCAAGUGGCACUUGGCUGCCAUGACUCCCCACGACUUCAUCGAACACUUUCUGUCCAAGAUGCCGGUGCUGGAGGAGAACAAGCAGAUCAUCCGCAAGCACGCGCAGACCUUCGUGGCCCUCUGUGCUACAGACGUGAAAUUCAUUUCCAACCCUCCCUCCAUGAUCGCGGCGGGGAGCGUGGUGGCCGCCGUCCAGGGCCUGCACCUGGGAAGCACCAACUCCUUCCUCACCUAUCAGCGUCUCACCAGAUUCCUGUCUCAAGUCAUUAAGUGCGACCCGGAUUGCUUACGAGCCUGCCAGGAGCAGAUCGAAGCCCUCCUGGAGUCCAGCCUGCGCCAGGCCCAGCAGCACAGCUCAUCCUCGGUACCCAAGAACAUGGAGGAAGAGGGGGACCUGUCCUACACGCCCACCGACGUCCGGGACGUGAACAUUUGAGGGGCCGCCGCCUGCUGGGGGGUCCGCCGAGUCCGGAGGCAUCUGGGGAAGGAGGCCGCCGCGUCAGAAGCCCCCGCCCCGCCCCGGCCCCCACCAUUAACACCCUUCUCCUGGACACUUGUAGACAGAAACGGCCCCUCCGUUCUCUCUGUUCCUCUGCUUUCUGUCGCGCUCUCUCCCCCUCCAUCCAUGACUUACAGGAACCAGCCCAAAAACUGUCUUGGAAGCAAAGGAGUCGCCUGGCCCCGGGGGAAGGGGCUUCGCGCCACAAAUAGAUGCUUUUAUACUCUAAUAAUCAACUAGUUUUUAUAUUAACGUGUUUAUGACUAUGUUGUAAAGCUAGGCGUUAACCUGAGAGGAAGGUCUCCAGGGGAGGUCCCAGAUCUGAUUCCUUACACGGUGAACCCCCCAAAAGAAGCCCCCAAAUGCAGAAACCACAACAUGGAGCAGAACAAGUGAAACCGGCUCGUCGGAGGUAGCAGAGGGUUAGUGCUUUUUUCUGGUAGCUGUAGAGCUCGGGGCGCCGGCAUCCCUGGCCCCGCCAGCUAACGCAUGUAGUCACUUUACGGUCAGAGCCCCUCGGUUCUCCUCGUCGGCUCGCGAGCGGGUCAGCGCCAGCGCUUCAUUUCAGGCUCAUCUUGUUUGUGUCUCAGGAUCUCCUGGGCGGAGGAAGGCUUCAUUCCCGAGUUGUCUCACACACACACACACACACACACACACACACACACACACACCCUCAUCCAGGACUUGUAUUUUAGAAAAGACAAAGUAGUGACAUAAUAUAUUCUAUUUUUGUAAUCUUCUAUUUUUUUAGCGCACGCUGACGGUGUGUGGAAGGCCCGGGACUCGGCGGGUCCCUCCGUCACCCACCCUUUCUCCACCGGCGCCUCCUCCUCGGGCCGUCGGGCGGAAUCUGCGGCGUGCUCCGAAACCAUUCCAUUCCAAAGCACUUUCAGUCCGGGAGAGAGAGGAAGCCACGUGGCCGGGUUUGGGGGGAGGGGGCGCGGAGGGGGUGGGACUUUCUAAAUGGAAUGGUUUGGAAGUGGGCGAGUGCUCAAAGGUGGACUGCCAAGUGAGUGCACUGGCUAGACUGGGAUGGUUUGAGAAGGUCGAGUUUCAGGUGAGAGAGAGAGAGAGAGAGAGAAAGAAAGAAAGAAGGAGAAAGAAAGAGAGAGAAAGAGAAAGAGAGGAAGAGAGAGAGAGAGAAAAUAGGUUUGCAAAGCGCCAGGAUGGACUCCUGCCCUUCCCCAUCUUUAACGCCAACUGAUGUUUGUAAAUUAGGAGCCUUAAAGGUUCGCCUUAGACCGCGUAGUUUUAAGGAUAAUCUCUACCUGUUUUACAACAGAAGGUUUUUAAAGGCUAAAGUAUAUAAUUUAUAGUUAAGGCUAUCAAGCAUAUUUAUUGCCGAGAAAAUUCAGAAGGCCAGUAUAAUUUGUAAAAUAAUGCAAUCUCCCCCUUGGUUUGAACACACACACACACACACACACACACACACACACACACACACACACAUCCCCACAAUACCUUGUGCUUACCUGUGACGUAGCAGUUUUAACACAGCUUGUCAAAGACCGGUCCUUUCAAGAAUCAAGUGAUCAGGGAGAUGCAGCAGUUGGAAGGGGGGAGGGUCUUCUCCUUUCCCCAAGCGCUCUGUCUGGCGGGGGAGAAAGACACGCUGGAGCUGGGGAGCUCACCGGGAGUCUGGGGGGGUCCGGCGUCCGCGUCUUUCUUCUCUUGUGUAGUGACCGAAAAUUUGCACAUCUGGGCGACGCAUGUUGUUAUUAUUUAGGGAGUAAGUAGGUGAAGGGAGGGGAUGGAUGGAGGGAGGGGCGGAAGGAGACGAAGCUGACCUUGGAGAAGGACGAGGACGUGGUGGGGAAGCGGACGGAGGGAUGGAAGGAUGGAUGGAUGCAUGGGGGGGAGCUGCCAUGCGCUAAAGGGGGUGAUUGUAAAAGUAAUGGUAGGAGUGGGGGAUACUCCGUUUUUAUUGAGCUGCUAUGGAUGAAUUCCCAGCAUGGUUUGGAAAAGGAAAAAAAAAAAGACAGCCAGCAUUGCCUCUCUGUAUCUUUGUCAUGUUGUUUUGCUGCUAUAUAUUGUGGAUCAUUUUUUUUUACACAAUGUCAUUAACUGCCAUGUCAUAAGUUUUUAAUUUUCUCAUAGAAAAUUAUAUUAUUGACAAUUUUUUUUGUAGAUUUUUUUUUUAUGUGAUCAAUUUUUUUUUUUUUUUUUUACUUAAUGUGAUUACUGCUCUAUCCCAAAAAAGGUUCCUCUUUCACAAUACCUCAUGCUUUCAGUUAACCGUGUUAGAACCAGGGGUUUUCAGGUCCUGGACUCCUAGCCUCCCUUCCUUCUACAAACAGAAAGGCCUGCAAACCCACCCAGCCAACCAAUCGGUCAACAAGCCGACCAAUCGGCCAAUCAGCCAAUCAAUCGGCCAACCACCCAACCAAUCGGCCAACCACCCAACUAACCGGCCGACCAACCAAUCAACCAACCACCCAACUAACCGGCCGACCAACCAAUCAACCAACCACCCAACUAACCGGCCGACCGACCAACCAAUCGGCCAACCUAUCAUGGCGUGCGCUCUCUCCUGAACGGGGGCUGGGGCAAGCAGGGUUGUGAGAAUUGAGUCAAGAAACAGCCCCGGAGAGCGAGUCCUUCUCUUUCGCGCGUGGAGAAUGCUGGAUUCUUCGUCUGACCUGGGGUUCAUUAUCAUAGUAGUCGUAAGCUCUGUUAUUAGCCACAUCGUUCUAUGGAAGGUGCAUUAAUUCUUAGGACUGUCUGUCGGGGGGCGCGCCCUUGACGUAGGAUGUCUUCUGAAACGCUACGUAUUUGGUGUGUUUAAUCUGUUUAUUAUAUACUAGGUUUUUGUUGUUGUUAAUUAUAGCAUAAUGCUAAUUUAAGAGAAGCCUGUAGGUUUUACCAUUAAGCCAGCUAACAGAGUUGUAUGCUGAAGAAUAAUCUAGCUGUUUGUCUGUAUGCUGCUAAAACCAAAAUGAAAUUAGAAUUCAUUUAUUUUUUAUUUUGAGGAGAAACGCAGUGAAGCUCCCUCGUGGCGCCUGGAGGGCUGGGGCCGCAUCCAUCCAUCCUGGCCACGUUUGGGGAACACUCACGCUCUGUGUCGCGGGUGGGGAGGGAGGGAGGGACGCGGGGUCUGGGGGCUCGGUGCUAAGCUCAGUGGUGGUGCAUCCGGUAAGUUUCUUUCAAUAUUGUACGUACUAAGAGGCCAAAGGCUGAUGGCGGGUUCAUGUGUCCACCGAGGCGCUCUAAUGGCCCGUUAUUUACAGAGUUAGAACAAUCUUCUAGGGAGCAGGCGAGUCAGACGUGUACGUCGUUAUAUUGUACUUAUUGGCAUCCCUGGUCUGAAAUGCACAUUUUCACCAACAGACCUGUAACAGACAAGUUUCCAGCAAAAAAGGAAAAAAAGGAAAAAAAAGUUAAAAAAAAAUUUAAAUUCUAGAAAUAAACCUUGUAAAACCCA